Molecule: messenger RNA, 6550 nt
Organism: Hermetia illucens (black soldier fly)
Lineage: Eukaryota; Metazoa; Arthropoda; Insecta; Diptera; Stratiomyidae
Gene: Gp210
Product: nuclear pore membrane glycoprotein 210
Exons: 28
Coding region: 82-5763 (1893 amino acids)
Cellular component (GO): nuclear pore
Source: RefSeq, a predicted model, not a curated record
UACAUCAUUUUCACAAUUGGAAAAAGUGUGCGCGCAAACGGACGUUUUGUGUGUGAUAAGUGAACUUAAGUGUCAGCGAAUAUGCAGAAAUUACUAUUGUUCUGCGCGUUUUUAAUGUUGGGUGGCGGAACAGCCACCAAGCUGAAUUAUCCGCGUGUUCUGCUGCCGAUUUUCGAUAAGAUUUCAAUAAAUUUCACAUUGGAAGUGAUCGAGCAAGGCUGCUUCAAAUGGGAUACGUCGCGACAUGACUUGAUUCAAAUUACUCCCGUCUACGACACGUUCGACGGCGAAUGCUCAUCGAAGGCCGUAGUGACUGUGCUCACGCGGGAAAAGCGACGAAAUACGGCAAUCGUACUCGCGGAGGAGCUAAGGACUGGCGAUACUUUGCGCUGUGAUGUCAUUUUAGAUGUAAUUGACAAGCUUGGAGUUCUGACGACCACCAGAGAGUUGUUCCUUGAGGAGGCGCCUGAGACAUUUGAGCUCUGGGCCCAGGAUUCGCAAGGAAAUGCGUUCACGACGUUGGAAGGCGUCGAAUUCACUUGGGCGAUAUCGUCCGUGAAUGGUUACAAUUCGGAUCAGAGUUGGCAACAGGUUCUGCGUUUCCUGACUUUCACGGAGAGCAAUUACCAUGAGGUUCCCAAGUCGUUGGAGAAGUUCGAAGCGCAAGGGAUCAAAGGAUAUAUGGUGUUGCUGGAAGGCUCAAAUACUGGUACUGCGAGGGUGACAGUUCGUAUGCCUUAUCCAGAAUACUCUCAUGUCCCCACAAUUGAAGUCAACAUAAUGGUUUUAGCCAACAUCAUUCUGGACCCAACAGAUGCGCAUAUCCUUAUGGGUGACACUAUAAACUUUAGGAUAUUACAGUUAAAACAAGGAAAACUUCAUGAAAUAACCCUCAAUAGUCAGUACUAUCUAGAGAUUGAGGACGAGCGCAUUGCCGAAAUCACAGGAAACAAGGCUACCGGCUUACGUCUGGGUCGUAGUGUGGUGAGAUUGCGUGACAGAAAUGUACCUUCGGAUGGUGGGUUUAAUCAGGAUGGAGAGUCCCUCAAAUCCUCUGCCCCGAGAGCGACCAUAACUGUUUCAACUGCUAGUAAAAUCACAAUUAAUCUAUUACCGCAUUAUAACUGGGUUACUAUCGAAGGGGAGAAACAUGAAAUUGCUAUCGACUUGUACACGCAUGACGAUCAGAAAAUUUAUCUUGGACCGCGAUACAAUGUUGAGUCCACGUUCCAAGAAUCUUUGUUUUACGUUCUUCAGAAAAGUCAAAAUGGAAGUCGAAUCUAUGGUGAGGCAGUACGCCAUGGCUCUACGCCGGUGUUAGGAAGCUUUGAGAAAUUAACUGCAAAGGCAGAACUCCAAAUCUAUAAAGAACUGACUCUUACUCCUAGACGAGUUGUUUUACCGUUCGAUCCUAGCAACUCAAGGCGUCAACGAAUUCGAUUUAUAGCUACAGGAGGCGAUGAGUCCUACGUUUGGUCAUCGCAAAACUCAAAACUUAUUUCAAUAUCACAAAGUGGUAUUGCUGAGACACGUAUUGAUCCCAACACGGAAAUUCCCACCGAGUAUUUAUUGGAUGAAGAUAAAAAUAUCGUUACAAAACAUACAACGGUUCGGGUGGCAUUAGCUCGUAACACAAAAAUCGUACGAACUGCAGAAGUAUUUUUCCUUCCGCCGGUGAAACUCAGUAUCAAAAAAUAUAACUUUGAGACAGCUCUUCGAGAUUAUGUGAAAAUACAUUUGUCCUUGUACUCGUUUGUGAAUUCUUCAUAUGUCCCGUUCACGAACUGCGAUAAUUUGCAAUUUGAUUUGGAAUUUUCGAGCCAAAUAUUCCAGUUGGAUACAAAGAAAGAACCGAUCGAAGGGGAACUAGCGAAAGAUGCUUGUACGAUAUUAUAUCUGAAAGGUACGAGCUUGGGUACAACUCAAUUGAAAAUUUCAUAUAAGUUCAUGGACAAGGUAUUGAGAGAUGAAGCGACUCUGGUCGUGUUUGAAAAGCUCACAAUCUUGGAUCCUGUACUCAACGAAGUGAUUCUUCCCAUCGGAUCAUCGCGAAAUGUAAUUUACAAUAAUGGUCCCCAGAAAUUAUUCAAUAUUGAGGCGGAGCUACAGAAUCGAGUUGAUUUUGAUAAACAAAUCGUGGAUAUAACAAAAAUCGAAAGUGAUACAUCAAAAUCGCUUCUUGCAUAUAACAUUCUGUGCCGAAAAGUUGGAGAAACAGUCUUGGACUUAGAGAUGUUCAAUUCCAUUCCAAAACAGAGCUUUGAACCAUUCUAUUCGAAGUACGUAACAAAAAUCUACUGCGUCAAACCAAGAUUUAUUAAUCUUUAUACAACGGAGAUUCUGCGACAAAGCUGUCCGAUUGAGAUGAAAAAUUCGUUGAUGCACGUUAAGAAUCGGGCUGAAAAUCUGGAUAUUGAAAUUGAAGUUUUAGAUUCGAAAAAUCGCAAGCUUAUGAACAUUUCUUCUUUGGUUAUUGAGUGGGAAUUCGCCCAAGGCAAUGAGGCUUAUCAUACGAAUGCCAUACAUUAUCGACAAACGGAGGAGGAGUUUAUUGAAGGUAUCCGUGUUCCAGCUAGAGACUUUUUGGUCACAGCGAUUGGGGAUGUGACAGCCAGUUUUAAAGUGAAAGCAUCGGUCACGAAGUAUGAUUUGCCUUUAUUGAAGAGCUUUAGCAUCACGCCGGAAAAGCCGUUCUUUGGAAUCGAGAAGCUCAAGGAUGGUAGCAUUGUUCAGCCUGUUAUUGAAAAUGAAAUCAAGUUUAUGGCUGUCAAUAGCACUUUAUUGGAUCGUGAUUCAAUUUCGAUAUUUUUGGGAAGAAACAAGCCAGAAAGGGUCUCAAUUGCACAAGGCAGUGGAUUCUAUGAAAUUAAAUUGUCGGAGCCAGGUAUUAUCAGCGUAGAAUUUGACCCGAAAUCACGAGAAAUUAUCAUUUUCCCGCAUCAAAUUGGAAACGUUCAACUAGAAUUGAUUGAUCGUUGCUUGAUGACAGAAGCAGCUCAUUUGACCGUCUCUGUUGUUUCGAUUGGUUCAAUUCAGUGUGUGAUGCCUGAUCGCGUUGAAAAGGGAAAAUCAAUUGAAGCAAUCAUUCGACUCUAUGAUUCUAAUGAUAAUUUAAUGAAAAUUGACAAUGCCAAUUUGCAAAUCUAUGAAUUGUAUGAAAAUAUUUUCAACUCAGCUAUUGUUAGUGUUCGACUGGGUGAGCAGAGCAAUUUGGACCUAGGUGAAAUCAGAUAUUACGUAAAUGGCUUAGAAUUGGGCGAAACAAAAAUUAUAUUCAAUUCGGGGUAUGGUGACCGGGCUAUGGCAAUUGCCAGCGAUCCGGUGACUGUACAGGUCUUUCCACCUUUACGUUUGUACCCAAGAAACUCAACACUCAUUGUCAGUUCGAGUUUGCAAAUUUAUUCACAUGGCGGCCCACAUCCGGACAUCAGCAUUGUCUACUCUGUGGAAAAUUCAAAUAUUGUGUCCAUGGACUCUGCGGUUAUAUUGGCAAAGAAAUUGGGGACAACAAGAAUCACAGGAAGAUGUGUUGGCGUAAAUCCUAUCGAUGGAAGACAAAUUAUAUUCUCGGAAGAUUCUAUAGAGGUUACUGUGAUACCAUUGGAAAAGGUUCAAGUGCGUACGCCGUUGGUGCGUAUAAAAACGGGCGCUGUAAUGCCAGCAUUUAUUUGGGGCGUACCGGAUAUUUCGCCUGUGAUAUUGGGAACAAUGGAAUCGAUACGCAUUAUUUGGUCGACUAAUCAACCAGAUGUUGUGGAUAUUUUUGGGAUAUUCUCUGAUGCUGGUAUUGAAUAUACGGAACAUGAUUUAAUCUCGGUUCGUGUAAAAGCACUUAAUCCGGGCAAGGCGAGAAUACAGGCAUCUAUUAUUUUACCCGGCGGUCAACGGUUAUCCUCGUCAGUGGAAGUUGUUGUCUUCAAAAUGCUCGAGAUAGAAGCUCCGAAACAUAUAAAUCAGGACACAAUUCUUAUUCCGCCCAGAUCUACAAUUCAACUAAAAGCUAAUCUUGAUGAUGUCGUCUAUAAAUUAAGUAGUGAAUCAAAUGGAAUUGUACGAGUAUCAUCUGAUGGGAAUGUAAAGUCCGGCGACACUCUUGGUCGUGAUCUGAUAAUUGCAAAAACUUUCGAUCAAACGCUACCAAUCGAUGUGGAAGUGAAGAAUAUUCAAUACAUCCUUGCCACCCUGCUUUAUCCAUCCGUAAAGUUGCGGCAAAUUGAACAAAAAAUCCCUAGUGGCAUGAAUAUGAUUCUGAAGAUUUCGUUACAUGAUAAUUUAGGCAAUGAAUUUUCGCAUAAUAUUGAAGAUGUCAAUGGAAUCAAAUACGAGCUAUCUCAUAAAGAUGUAGUUGACGUGCAGAUUGGUAACAAUUUAACGGUGUCGAUAAAUUUGCCACGUGAAACAAUCACCAUGAUUGCAAUCAGCUUAAAAGAUAGCGCUGGCGUAAAACAUGCCGAAGAUUUCAUAAAAGUGUCAGUUGCGGAAUCGAAAAACAUUUUCCCAACCAAGACAAUUUUCUCUGUCGGGGACAUCAUUUGUUUCGAUUCACCUCUAACGUCGGCAACAUUUUGGAGUAGUUCAGAUGAACGUAUUGUAUCGAUUGAUAGACAUACAGGUGUGGCACGAGUGCUUGGAAAUCGAUUUAAAUCGGGCGAAAAAAUUGCGAUUAGUAAUGGCGAUAAGAGUGGAAGCUUUUUGAAAUAUGACAUAGAAGUCCGUGAAGCUGACAAGAUCGAAUUCUUUAAGUCUUACGAUAUAUUCAGCGGAAAUAGUUAUCGAGGCCAUUUGGUUUUACGGAAUCAUCUACAAGUGGAUAAGUUUUCGAACUUGAUUGCCCGAAACGUUUCAAAGUGUUCAAAUUUCAUUGAUAAAGUGCCAGUGAAAUUUUUCACAUGUAAAAUUUCCUCAAAGGAACCUUUGGGCGUUCAAGUCAUCGAUAAUUUCAAAGUGACAUCGUUAUUCGACAAAAAUGUUGGAACGUAUGCUUGUGAAAUUGUCCUGAUUACAAGUCAAUUAGAUAUUCUCAGUGUCGUGAAAUCGAAUGAGGUUAAUAUUGAAUUGGAGGCCCAACUUCCUAAUGGCUUAUCCGACAUUGUUACACUGAAAAUUGUUCCGGCUAUUAAAGUUACCCCCGAUGCCAUUUCGGUCGAUCAAAUAACACAACAGGGAAUUGUUGUUACGGGACUCGAUAAAGUUUUGCAGAAAGUUGAGGUUAAACCAUCGGAUGCAUCCGUUCUGGAAGUGAUACCUCAGGCGAAAGCACAUGGAUCUCUGCAGUAUAAAGUGAAACUAAUAAAUGAACUUCCAACAGACGAGCAGUUGUUUGUUCAAGUACAUUCGCCGCUAACCCUACAGGAUAUUCAGGUGCCAAUCGAGGAGACAAAUUCAGUUAUGAAAUGUUCCACUAGGCCAUUCAAUAAUGCAUCGACGUUCCUAAUCAACAUUGUAUCACAUAUUGGCGUCAUUAUUUCAGUGAUAGUCUUGAUUCUGACAAUAUAUGUGUGGUUUUUCUGUUCGUCUCAACGGAAAGCCGAAGUGAACGAUAGUGCAUUUGCCAAGUCAUUCAAGUCAACAUCGAAAUCACCGAUUACCAGUGUGAGUGGUUCGCCGCAAUUAACACCACGCGGGCCAAGUUAUCCAAAUUCACCCUAUUAUGGAAACCAGAGCUCGGGAAGUCAAAAUAUAUCAAGUGGAAAUGAAUCGCCAGUUUAUGGUGACACGAUGCUGAUAUCACCGCAGAAGAGGCUAAAUAGACGAUAUUUAUGAAGGCAUAUCACACUCCCUUGUCAGAUGUGACCUUUUCUACUUUUCUAUUUGCCGUAUCAGAUUAUAACAUAAUUUUUCAAGUUUCUCAUGGCACAUUUUUCCUUUUUGCUUUUCUUUGCUUGUUUUUCACUGUCCUAUUUAGAUAUGACCAGGAACUAGUCCGAGAUGAGACCAUAUAAAAUGUGGAGAAAGACGUUUUUUUGUAUUUGUACGUAAGAUUCGAUGUAAUUUUGCUAGAAGUCUGUUUUAAGGUGUCAUUUUCAUUUAUUUACAUUUAAAUGAACUACGAUAUUUUUGUACUUUUUAUAACUGAAAGUGAUUUUGGAUAAUAGAUAAGGCGGUUGAAUUUGAAUUGGUUUUUGUACAUAAUACAACUUUAAAAUAAUUCAAAUAAAGUUAAAUAUUAUUAGUUUAUAAGGUACGAUUGUAUUUAUUUGUGUUCCUUAUUUGAUGUUGGAGAAAUUUUUUGACUUUAUUGGAUUGAAAUUGAAUUUGGAUCAGAAAGAAAUUUGUUCAUUUUAAUUUUUUCAAACCAGGCCAAUGUUUUGUUAUAGUAGUGUAUAUAUACUUGCAUUAGAAAGGAUUUCGUUUUGUUCACUUCACUGUUCAUGUGCAGAUUAUUCACUUUUCCCUUUCCAUCGCAAUAUGACCAGAAAGCAGUAUUCAAUUUCAAUCUUGGAUUAAUAGUCACUAUAGAUAUAGAUUUUUUUGUUUACUAGCGUUAAAUAAUUUUUGUAAAACAUAUAUUGUAAUCUUGAUUUGCAUAAUAAAAUAGUUUGAAAUCGGU